This is a messenger RNA of Eufriesea mexicana, 409 nucleotides long. Its product is annotated as small integral membrane protein 8. The record is from RefSeq and is a predicted model, not a curated record. Bases 155 to 409 code for a protein of 84 amino acids. The transcript is spliced from 3 exons. NCBI's taxonomy places the organism in Eukaryota, Metazoa, Arthropoda, Insecta, Hymenoptera, Apidae.
GUUCUCACUUAUUUGUAUAAUAUUUAGACUGAUUAUACUAUUGUUUUCUUUACAUAGGUUGGAUAAAAUCUAAGAAGGUUACAUAUUGCAAAUUACUUAAGACUAAACAAUAAAGAAUUAAAAUUUAUUAAAAUUUACUCUCUUUAUAUUUAUAAUGAGUAAAAAAAAUAAUGAAGCAGUGCCAGGUGAUGGUUUGCGUUCUUUAAAAAGUACAAUGUUAUUCCGUGCAGUUAAUUACGAAUUAUAUGUUAAACCGAAUAAAGUAAUAAUGAUUUUUGGAACUAUUGCAAUGUUUGGUUGCAUGGGAUACAUUGCUUAUAUGCAACACAAUUCUGAUAAUACAAAAUCUUAUUCUAUGGUUAAUGAAACAAGUGACUUCAAAAAGGAAACAUCAAAAUGGAGAAUAUAG